Podarcis raffonei (Aeolian wall lizard) is the source of this 1502-nucleotide messenger RNA. RefSeq names its product neurotrophin 3 (gene NTF3). Gene Ontology annotation, molecular function: nerve growth factor receptor binding; growth factor activity. Bases 302 to 1117 code for a protein of 271 amino acids. The record is from RefSeq and is a predicted model, not a curated record. Lineage: Eukaryota; Metazoa; Chordata; Lepidosauria; Squamata; Lacertidae. The transcript has 2 exons. Gene Ontology annotation, biological process: cell surface receptor protein tyrosine kinase signaling pathway; nerve growth factor signaling pathway; nerve development.
CUGGUGUUUCCCGGCGCGGAUUUGCAAGGGGCCGGCGCCGGAGGAGUGCGCGGCAGCCAAGGGGUUAAGGCGGCGAGCCAUCUGGCGGAGCGGGUUUCUUAUAGCCGCGCAGAUUCAGGUUCGCGGGCGCAGAGGUUGCAGCUCGUCUCUCGGCUCGGAGCCGUGCAAGUUGCGGGGGGCCCCUGCUGCUGCUGCUGCUGCCGCCGGCGGGCGAGCCAGCGCGCCUCUCCAAGGGCCGGAUCCUGCGCAGCCAGCUCGCUCUCUUCAUGUCGGCUUCCCUGCAAACGGCCCCGCGGAUGCCAUGCUCACUUCUGCCACGAUCUUACACGUGAACAAGGUGAUGUCCAUCUUGUUUUAUGUGAUAUUCCUUGCUUAUCUCCGUGGCAUCCAGUCUACCAACAUGGACCAAGGGAGUUUACCAGAAGAUUCAAUAAAUUCUCUCAUUAUAAAACUUAUUCAAGCAGACAUCUUAAGAAAUAAGAUCUCCAAGCAAAUCACAGAUAUAAAGGAUAGUGUUCAAGACACAAUGAAGAAAACAGAGACUGCUGAGCCUGAUAUGGAUGGCAAUGAAAGUGUGAAACUGGAUUUCCAGCCGGUUAUCUCAAUGGAUACAGAACUACUAAAACACCAGAAACGCUAUAGCUCCCCCAGGGUCCUCCUAAGUGACAAUACCCCAUUGGAACCCCCUCCAUUAUACCUUACGGAGGAUUACGUUGGCAGUUCUGUGGCAGCAAACCAAACGUCUCGGCAGAAGAGGUUUGCUGAAAACAAGAGUCAUCGUGGAGAGUAUUCCGUGUGUGACAGUGAGAGCCGAUGGGUCACUGACAAAUCUUCUGCCAUUGACAUUAGAGGACACCAGGUUACUGUGCUGGGAGAAAUCAGAACAGGGCCUUCCCCAGUCAAGCAAUAUUUUUAUGAAACAAAGUGUAAACAAGCCAAGCCUGCCAAAAGUGGCUGCCGUGGUAUAGAUGAUAAGCACUGGAACUCCCAGUGCAAAACAUCCCAAACAUUUGUACGAGCAUUGACUUCAGAAAACAAUAAACUUGUAGCCUGGCGAUGGAUAAGAAUAGACACUUCUUGUGUGUGUGCAUUAUCCAGGAAAAUUGGACGAACAUAGGUCUGUGCCUCUCCGUCGUAUAAAUUAUUAUGUCUAAAUUAUAUGAUAUGCAUGUAGCAUAUAAAUGUUUAUAUUGUUUUAUAUAUUAUAAGUUGUCCUUAUUUAUUAAAUUCCAGAAAACUGCCAUGUGUGUAUGUAUAUGUGUAUGUAUAUAUACAUAUAUAUAUACAUAUAUAUAUGCAUGCACAUAAACAACACCAAUUAAAAAACAGUAAAGUAUGGAUAUCUACAAUUGGCUACACCAGUUUUCAUGACUGCUUGUGACUUCUGUUCCUCUUCAGCCUUCCAUAAGUUGCCUGUAAAAUCUUUGUGUAACAUUGGUAUUUUUUCGCCCAGAACUGUCAAUCCACUGACUUUCAUGGAGUAAACCUGUUAAAAGAAAUUA